CGAACAGAACGUAGAGGAAAAAUUUAUGUAAAAUCCCAAAAUCUUAAAAAACAAAGCAAGCAGAUUUUUAUGCUGGAAAACGAAUCACCUACGGCGUCAAAAAAGGCUAAAAUUACUUUUGUACCUGAGGAGAAUGGAGAGGAUUUGGUGCAAGUUCUUAAAUAUGACAAGCUUUCAGCUGAAGAGUUUGAAACAAAGUGGAUUUCUUGUGCCAACUAUAGACUUAAUCAAGUACUUAACGAAUGCAGUAGCCUACGAGAGAUUCUUAAAAAGUGGCCUGAAUAUAAAUCACAUUAUAAGUUGAUUGAUAUUGACUUCUCAAUAAUGCAUAAAUCGCACAACAAAAUGCUCAACUGGGACCAAAAAAUCCUAAAGUUGUUUAACUUUUUGAAAAAAUCUAAGCAACUUAAAUGUCAUGGUGAGUCAAAAAUGUUAGAAACUCUCCAGGACGAAGAUUUGGAAAAGGAUCGAGGCACAUUUGCAGUGAAAACCCUGUGGAUUUUACAUUAUGUUCUUUUCCCGACUGGGCGGCAAGUUCGAAAAACAAUUCUCGGAAAGAAAGAAAUAUCUCGCUAUACAAUAAAGGACUCCCAGAAGACGUUUUUGUUUUUGGGAAAGACUUUGCAAGAAUUACACGACCAUAUUGAUUUUUUGUUAAAGAUGAAAGAACAUAUUCAGCCUUUUAUAUUGGGAAUCGGAAGUCUGGACGAUAUACAUGAAAUUUUUGUUUAUUUUGAUGGUGACCUCAUACGGUUUCCUAAUUUUCUUCGCUCUUUGGAUAUUUGUUUUAAAAUGUUCCAUUUAUUUAAUUUACAAUAUCCCACAGCAUCUGAAACAUUUUGGAUCUUUUUGGAAAACUACUUUUUUGAAAUAAGUUCAUGCUCAAAGAAAAAGUCAAAGGUAAGCAUCCUCUUGGAUGAUUUAGAGAAACAAUCUGAGUAAUUGGUUUCAAUUUAAUAAGUUAUAAAUUCUCAGAUAUUUAAAACACUAAAUUAAAUAAUAAUUAAGCUAUUUUUAUAUUGAUAUCUUCAUAUCAAUUAAAAAUAAGUUCGAAAAUUAGAUUUAUGCAAAUAACAAACGUUCCUAAAUUCCGCAGAUUAAAAACUGACUGUGUAUUUGAAUUACCUCAAGUAAUUACAAAUAAAGACUUAUAGACUAUAUAAGUAAAAAAAGUUAUAGUAUUUUAUAAGAACUUGUAUGCUAAAAAUAUAUUAAAUAUAUUACUGUUAAAAACAAAUCAAAAUGGACUGAAAAAUGAAUUAUAACUAAGUAGAAUUGUUUACAAAAUAUGAUAUGUAAGAAGAAACAUGAACUUUUGUAACACUGAUUAAAUAAUAUUUACAAAAUUAAUUUUUAAAAACCGCUUGCAAAACAAGUCACAAUAUGAAUUUAUUAUUUUUGAGUUUAACAUAGAUAUCUAAGACCUCUUUUGUUUGUAAAUGAAUUAACAAAGAUACG
Musca vetustissima is the source of this 1458-nucleotide messenger RNA. RefSeq lists its product as uncharacterized. The record is from RefSeq and is a predicted model, not a curated record. The transcript is spliced from 4 exons. Bases 70 to 942 code for a protein of 290 amino acids. NCBI's taxonomy places the organism in Eukaryota, Metazoa, Arthropoda, Insecta, Diptera, Muscidae.